AUGUAUCACAAGACUAGCGCACUUGUUGUCCAUUCCGCUGGAGUCAAGCCCAAGCUCCUGGAAAUCGUUCUAGAUUCGCUGCAGGCCAACGAGCUGAAAGUUCAGAUAUACGCGACCGGUGUUUGCCAUACAGAUUUGGCAUGUAUGGAGGGGCAUAUUCCAGUUCAGUUUCCCAAUGUAUUUGGCCAUGAAGGUGCUGGAGUGGUACUAGAAACAGGAAGCGACGUCACAGAUGUACAGGUCGGCGACAAAGUCCUGCUCAGCUACAAUUUCUGUGGCGAAUGCACUCAAUGUAGCGUACAUUACCCGGCCUACUGCGAAAAGCUGAUGCAGCUGAACUUCAGCGGAGAACGACUAGAUGGCUCUAGCACGAUGCAUCUGCCCGAUGAAGAACACCUGUUCUCUAAUUUCUUCGGCCAGAGCUCUUUUUCAAAGAUCGCAGUGGUAAACAAGUCAUCAGUCGUACGUGUUCCUCCGACCACAGAUCUCCAGCUAUACGCUCCGCUAGGAUGUGGAAUGCAAACUGGAGCCGGUGCAAUCUUGAAUACCCUCAACGUGAGAACUGGUAGUUCCGUGGUGGUUUUCGGAACUGGCUGUGUUGGUCUCGCUGCGGUGAUGGCCGCCACAAUCCGGGGAGCUCGAAUCAUUGUUGCCGUGGAUCUCCAUCCUGAAAGACUGGAUUUGGCCCGGGAGCUGGGUGCUACCCAUACCUUCCGGGGAGAUGAUCCCCACAUCCGAAAAUAUAUCACUGAGCUAUGUGGAUCUUCGCGGGGCGCAGACUUUGCCCUUGAUUGCUCCGGUGCCAUCCCCGUAAUAGAGACUAUGAUUGCGACUCUUGGAAUUCGCGGGAAAGCUACUAGUGUCGGGGCGCCAGCUCCUGGGAGGAAGGUCGAAGUGGACGUUUUCUCGCAUCUCACAAUGGGUCGUCAAUAUCUUGGCUGCCACCAGGGUGACAGUGUGGCAAGAGAGAUGAUUCCCUACCUCAUUGAGAAACACAAAGAGGGUAAAUUCCCAUUGGAAAAGUUGAUCAAGGUCUAUGAUUUCAACGACUUCUUGCAGGCAUUCCAUGACAUGAAUGAAGGUCUGGUCUUGAAACCUGUGCUGCGAUGGACUUCAUAG
This is a messenger RNA of Penicillium odoratum, 1119 nucleotides long. RefSeq names its product NAD(P)-dependent alcohol dehydrogenase. Gene Ontology annotation, biological process: formaldehyde catabolic process. The transcript has 3 exons. Gene Ontology annotation, cellular component: cytosol. The record is from RefSeq and is a predicted model, not a curated record. Bases 1 to 1119 code for a protein of 372 amino acids. Lineage: Eukaryota; Fungi; Ascomycota; Eurotiomycetes; Eurotiales; Aspergillaceae. Gene Ontology annotation, molecular function: S-(hydroxymethyl)glutathione dehydrogenase [NAD(P)+] activity; zinc ion binding.